Molecule: messenger RNA, 840 nt
Organism: Aspergillus novofumigatus IBT 16806
Lineage: Eukaryota; Fungi; Ascomycota; Eurotiomycetes; Eurotiales; Aspergillaceae
Product: SRR1 family protein
Exons: 3
Coding region: 70-840 (256 amino acids)
Source: RefSeq, a predicted model, not a curated record
ACCCCAGGAUGAGCAUCACAUCACAGUGUAUACCCCCGAAGAUAGCCCGAACACCACAUAUAUACCGACAUGCCGCACACCCGACGUCCCAGAAAACCCGAUUCCAAACUCCAGCAGCAGAAACGCCUGCAAGUCACCGACGCGGACGGCUGGACGCACGUUACCACCAACCAAAACGUGCGACGGGCACUGCGCCCAAACCAGAGCGCCGACGGAGGCCAAUCGUCAACUCCAGCGCUGCUCCCAGCCGAAGCUCCCUCGCAAUUGACCCUCGACGACCUUCAAACCCAGUUCAAUGGGUAUCGCGAGAGAUGGGAGGGGUCGGAGACUUGGCGCGUGAUGGCGGAUACACUCCGGACGAGGUUCGAAGAGAGCAGUUCGAUCGCUGAUUCAGAUCCCCGCGCGACUUCGCUGAAGAACAUCGUCUGCAUUGGUCUUGGAAGCCCGAGCGGGUUUCUGCGAGGGGGGUGGGUAGAUCGCCGGAGUGUGUCGCUGUAUCAGCUCGCUGCGUUGGUGGGCGUCACGGAAUUGAUGAAAAAAUACCACCCUUCGAUCACCGCCUACGCCCAAGAUCCCGUCUUCAACCAGCUCGACCGGUCGCUCCUCAAGACUCUCGGGAUCACCGUUCUCGAUCACCCCGAGGGGUUUGCAAAGGUCUCCGAUCGGUCAUUCCUGUACUGUCCCGGUGCGGAGCGGACGCAUCUUGAGCAAUUGCUUGGGAUUGAGUCCGAGGUUGUGAAUCGGUAUCUCGGCGCUAGAGAGUCAGUGCGAGUUCCUACAUUUGAAAGCAAUGAGCAUGCGUUUUGGAAUAUGCGCUUGUACCUUUUGAAGAAGGAAUGA